AUGGCGGGCUGCGCGGCGCGGGCUCCGCCGGGCUCCGAGGCGCGUCUCAGCUUCGCCACCUUCCUGCUGGGCGCCUCGGUGCUCGCGCUGCCGCUGCUCACGCGCGCCGGCCUGCAGGGCCGCACCGGGCUGGCGCUCUAUGUGGCCGGGCUCAACGCGCUGCUGCUGCUGCUCUACCGGCCGCCGCGCUACCAGAUAGCCAUCCGAGCUUGCUUUCUGGGUUUCGUGUUCGGCUGCGGGGUGCUGCUGAGUUUUAGCCAGUCUUCUUGGACUCACUUUGGCUGGUAUAUGUGCUCCCUGUCAUUGUUCCACUAUUCCGAAUACUUAGUCACAGCAGUGAACAAUCCCAAAAGUCUGUCCUUGGACUCCUUUCUCCUGAAUCACAGUCUGGAGUACACCGUAGCUGCUCUUUCUUCUUGGAUAGAGUUCACACUUGAAAAUAUCUUCUGGCCAGAGCUGAAGCAGAUCACCUGGCUCAGUGCCACGGGCCUGCUGAUGGUGGUCUUCGGAGAGUGUCUGAGGAAAGCGGCCAUGUUUACAGCUGGUUCCAACUUCAACCACGUGGUGCAGAACGAAAAAUCAGAAACCCACACUCUGGUGACGAGUGGCGUGUAUGCCUGGUUCCGGCACCCUUCUUACGUGGGGUGGUUUUACUGGAGUAUCGGAACCCAGGUGAUGCUGUGCAACCCCGUCUGUGGUGUUGGCUACGCCCUGACCGUGUGGCGAUUCUUCCGCGACCGGACAGAAGAGGAGGAGGUCUCCCUGAUCCACUUUUUCGGAGAGGAGUACCUGGAGUAUAAGAAGCGGGUGCCCACAGGCCUGCCUUUUAUAAAAGGGGUCAAGGUGGAGCUAUGACCCCCGGGGGCCGCGGAGCCGCGGGGUCACCCGCUCCGCGCUGCCCGGGACAGAACGGCCUCUGGUCGGUCACCGCAGAACGGAUUUUCUUAAUCGUUUUAUAUGUCAUCGUGCUCUUCGGGACUGUCACUCAAGACCAGAUGGUCGGAAGGCCACAGGACCAAAGGACCCCACCCCCACCUUCCCGGUGCAGUCUGUUCCGGGCGGAACCAGGAUCGGACGCGGAUUACAGAUGGGCAAGGAGCAGACACCAGCACCGUCAGUGCGCUCAGCUCGGGGCGCCAGGCCGCCGUCCUGCCAGCCUCCGCGUCCCCUCCCUGGACGAGGGCGUGGACUCGUCCCUCCCAGUGAGGCUGUUCCGCAGGCCGCCGGGCCCGCGGGCACCAGCGCCUCCCGGCGGUGGAAGUACAUCGGAAACCCUUCCUUUAAGAAACCUGCGCGCUGCCGGCUUCCACCUCCUGUGCCCUCAGUGCUGAGCCCCCGCUGGUUUCACAGACACGCCCCUUGGGCUCUCCCUGUACGGAACCGCAUUUACACGUCUGCAUUUUCCGGGACGCGGUGUAAAUUCGAAGGGGGCUCCUUGUUCAUAGCCCCAACUUGUAUUUGGCAGAAAGGAAGCAUCGACACCCAGACGACUGGGCGGAGCGGCUUUGUGCUACCAGGGACCCCAGUGGCUUCCCGGGGCUCCUGCCCUUCUCCCCAGUGGGGGCUGUUUUCAGUGACAGGCAGGCCAGAGGGUGUCAUCUUUCCUUUCUGGGAGAAAUGCUCACUGAAUGCCUGCUCUGUGCGAGGCGUUGUGAAACACAGAGACCCCGCUCUCCACUGACUUGGGGUUUCGUUCUUAUUCUACCAGAGCGUACAGUUUUGUGUUUCGAUUUAAAUCUAUUAACUAUUGAGUCCUGUGUUCCGUUCCCGAAAUGUCAUCAUCCCUAAGGCCAUCUCAAACUGUCUUCCAAGGGUUCGAGAGCAUGCACAAGUACAGAAUUCAAGGCGACACAAGUCUUCAAUCAAGCAAAUAAUCCCAGCUGAGAUUUAGUCGUAUUUUUGUGUUUCAAGUUCAGGGAGAGUGUAUGGCUUGAUGAGUCAAACGUGUAAACUGUAGAGACGCUUGUUUAAUCCCGGACCAGACAGGGCCGUGGUCCCAGUGCGGGGUCCUUCUGCGCGGCCCUGCGGUGGCGCUGGGGCACAGACUGAAGGCGGCGAGCCCGGCGGAGCGCAGCCUGCCCCACCCACGCCAGCCACGCGGCUUCCGAGGAGCCACCUACCUUUCCGUGCCUAGACCUCCCCAUCUGUAGAAUGGGGUCAGUACCACCUACCUCACAGGGGUGUUGUGAAGACUUAGAAGGACGACGUCAAACGUUUUUAAUACUUAGAUGAGAGAGGACAUUAACGGGAUCCAUACUGUGUGAGAGGAACACAAAAACGGACUGGUUCACUGUCCCAGACGCCGGAGAUGUGUGUUCACAAGAGCAUUUUACCAACUCAAAAUAGUAUUAAUUUCUAGCUUUCAUGGCCUAAUCAAUCUUUUUGUUGUUAUAUAUACCAAAGAGGUGUGCGGGAUCGUUGAUCGCUGGUGUGAGCACCAGGGAGACCCCAGCGGCGGCCCUCAGGAGGGCCACGCAGUCCGCCUGGCCAGGGCCAGGGCGGGAGCCCUCCCGGGAGGGGUGUCAGCACGCCCUGACUGCGAAUCCAGGUUGGACUGGCUCUAAACGUGUUCCCCAGACCACACUUAGCAAAGUCAGCUCCACUUAGUAGGACUGCAGAAUAGAGGGGGGCCGGCUGCCACCCCAGCUCUUGGAGGGAAACUGCUGCAUUGAGCAGGCUCGGGCCCAGCUUUAAGGACACUUCCCGGGGUCACGAAUUGGCCUUUUUAAUAGCUGGAGAGCAGCGCAUGAGGGCCCUGUGAGUGGGAAGUGUGAGGUGCUGGGUGGGAUGCUGUCUCCCUCCAUCUGCCAGCCGGCCAGGAGCUUGGGAGGCAGGCUUUGUGUUUGGGCUGGACGGUCUGCUCGGCUCCCCAGAGCAGGGGUGGGGGGCGGUGAGCGCGUUCACACCGCGUUCGUAAUCCCAGAAGUCCGCAGCUGCUUAGGGAUGAGAGAUGAACUAUUGAGGGACAGGGUUUGGCGAGUGAUUGACUUUCAUCUCGUAUGAGAUCUUCAGAUUGUUCUUAACCAUAUGAAUUUAGCCGUGAUGCAUCCAGGCCAGAGAAUCCGGUUAACAGGACCGGCUUCCUGGGUGUUCCCCAAGGCUUUCUGGGUAGAGGCCACGUCUCCAGUUCCCUCCAGUUAGAGACUGUCAGGAGGUUUCUCUUCCCAGGACAGGCUUUAAAGUGCAGGCUCUUAAAGGGAACGCAGGCGCAGCACAGAACAAAGCUGGUCCGAAGCCACGCCAGGGGCACACGCGCAGGGAUUCGCAGGAGGGGCGAGCCCGGCAGACGGCGAAAGGCAGCGAGCCCCGUAGCCCGCCUUGGUGUGAGCUGCUUCUGGGGCCGAAAAGUAACCUUGAUCAGUCCCUCCCGCCCACGCAGCGCUCUGGGUGAUAACGUGACAGGAACCAGUCCUCAGCGAGCGCGUCGUAUUACUAGACGAGGCUCGGUGAGGUCUCGGCCACAGCUCAUUUUGGUAGCAGUCCCUCGUCACAGGUACAGUAACCCUGUCCCUUCUCUGCACUUUCUUACUGCCUUAGAUAGCUGCCAUCUCCCACCGAUCUUGCUUCUGUAGUGACUUGGCAAGGGUAGGCGACCUGGGCAUUACCCGAGUGGUGGGCACGCGCUCUGCCCUGCUGUGAGUGCUGGUACCUUGUCCUGGCCCGGGAGGCCGGCCGCAGAGGCGCCUGCUGUCGGGAAGCCGCCCGUGGCUAGGAGAGUAACUUCAUGGAGUAAUUAUUCUACUCUUCUUUUUACAUGCAGAAAUGUUUAUUUAAGUACUUUAAACUGGAUUUUCUUUCCCAGAUACUGAUAUUCUUUCCAAAUCUGAAAUAAAACUAUACUUGAUUUCACUCUGAACCACAGUGUGAUUGUGUGGGCAGUGGAAACUCGCAGGUCAUGUCGCCCGCGGCUGAGCUGGGAGGCCCUGCAGCCUGAGC
This is a messenger RNA of Molossus molossus (Pallas's mastiff bat), 3936 nucleotides long. It is a transcript of the gene ICMT, whose product is annotated as isoprenylcysteine carboxyl methyltransferase. Gene Ontology annotation, molecular function: protein C-terminal S-isoprenylcysteine carboxyl O-methyltransferase activity. NCBI's taxonomy places the organism in Eukaryota, Metazoa, Chordata, Mammalia, Chiroptera, Molossidae. Bases 1 to 855 code for a protein of 284 amino acids. The record is from RefSeq and is a predicted model, not a curated record. Gene Ontology annotation, cellular component: endoplasmic reticulum; membrane. The transcript is spliced from 5 exons. Gene Ontology annotation, biological process: C-terminal protein methylation.